CUGAUUCUUCACGGAUGAGCGAUCACUGUCGACUAUCAGCAUUCCAUCACAGGCGGACCAUAGGCCCUUCGACCAUCGCUUCUCUACACUCUUGUCUAAAGAUGUUUGCGUUUAUUUACAGUUUCUCCUUGGGAAUUAAGAAAAUACUUUCAUCAGAGGAGUAGACUGCCGAAGAUAUCAAUGCGUUGUGUCGUCCACGAUCAGUCAAUUUAGUAUAUUUAGCGCCGUUCGUCGCAAUUUAAUAUGGCAAGCAGUAAUAAUGCUUCCAAGAAGAAAGACAAGCGAACUACUCUACUCGACUUCGACUUGUCAACAACCUUAGGAACGGGAACAUUUGGAAGAGUAUUACUUUGCCGGGAUCGAAGAUCUGGCGAGUAUCAUGCCUUAAAGAUAAUGAAUAUACGAGAAGUGAUCAGACUUAAACAAGUUGAACACGUCCAAAACGAGAAGAAUAUUUUGUCGAAGAUCGAGCAUCCAUUCAUCGUGAAUUUAUUAUGGACACAUCAUGACAACACAUUCUUGUACAUGCUCUUGGAGUACGCUUGUGGUGGAGAACUUUUCACAUAUUUACGUACAGCAGGAAGAUUUAAUAAUGGUACAGGGCUUUUCUUCGGAGCAGAAAUAGUCUCUGCACUUGACUAUCUCCAUCAAAAUAGCAUAGUGUAUCGUGAUCUCAAGCCAGAAAAUAUUCUCCUAGAUAGGGAAGGACAUGUCAAACUCACAGAUUUUGGCUUUGCUAAAGAAGUUCAUGACAAGACUUGGACUCUUUGUGGUACCCCCGAAUAUCUUGCCCCAGAAAUAAUUCAAAGCAAAGGACAUAACAAAGCAGUUGAUUGGUGGGCCUUAGGAAUUCUCAUAUAUGAAAUGCUUGUUGGGUAUCCCCCAUUUUUUGAUGACAACCCGUUUGGCAUAUAUGAGAAGAUAUUAUCGGGAAAGGUAGAGUGGCCCAAGCACAUGGAAACUACUGCAGCAAAAGACUUGAUUAAGAAGUUAUUAGUUCACGACAGAACAAGAAGACUGGGAAGUAUGAAGAAUGGAACAGAAGAUGUGAAGAGCCAUAAAUGGUUCAAAGUGAUAGAUUGGAAUUUAGUUUAUCAAAGAAAGCUCAAGGCUCCUAUUAUACCAAAGCUAUCCCAUCCAGGCGACACUAGGAAUUUUGACGAUUAUCCAGAGGAAAACUGGAGAUCAGCCCCGCCUCUUAGUGGCAAACUACUGGAGCCAUUUAAAGAUUUUUAAUCGCAGAGAUUUCGUGUAUUUUAGUCAACCAGUUAAUUAUAGCCGGAUUUACCAAGCGAUCUGGUGCAAGUUGAUACAAGAAGAAUUUUUGUCACCCCAAGUAUUUCACAGAAUUCGCUUUCGCCAGAAGCCCAUUUAAUUGUUAUUUUAUUUAUUCUUGGAUAAGUUGUUACUUGUAGACAAUAGAGUGUACCUAUUUUUUAGACAUUCAAAAUGACAUUUCGAAAUGUGAAUCGUAGCAGCCAUCUGGUGUUUUAAUUGUAAUUAGCUAAAUUUAACAUUGUUGUAGAGAGGGGAAAUGGAAAAAAAUACUUAAAGCAUAUCUUUAAUUAGUUUGAUGUAUUACUGUGCUAAAUAUUUUCUUCAUAUUUUCAGUUUUUAUUUCUUAAGCCUCGUUUUGAUAUCGCCAUAAAUUACAUAAUGCAUGAAAUUCUAAGCCACCAUUAGAUAAUGAUGAAAUUAAAUGUAGUUGAUCAAUAGAUUACACUUAAAGGGUGGUAAAAAAUACUGUAGGGAUUAAUCUUUAAUAAUUAAGCCUUUGAAAGGGUAGAAAAGUUAUUUCUUACAUUGUUCGUGUGGCCUUUUUGGACAUCAUGGCAGUGAUUUUGCUGCUCUUAAGAUGAACGAUAAAUUUUAGGAUGCUGAUGAAAAGUAACUGUUGAAAUAUUAAUUUGGACCUUUCCCUCGCGAAUCAUUGGAUAAGAACCAGGUGCUGGUUGAUAGACCAAUAAGGUUGCGGGUUGAUAGACGUAUUAGAUUGUAGUAGUGUUACGUCACGUGACUUGCUGUGCGCUUGGUUUUGUAAAUGGAGAGCACAGUGUAUUUGGGAACGAUGUAGAGAUUGAUUGUAGGGAAAAAAAAGGAAGCACCGAAGUAAAAGAGAGAAAGCUCGCUCGAAGCACUUAAAGACGUUCCGGUCAGAAAUCACCCAACACGAGGUUACUUUUUUAUGCGAAUUAAAAGUUAACAUGUAGAAAACCACGGGUAUAAAGAAUCAAAUAGAAUUCAAUUUUUGUAAAGUGACUGUGAGAGCAGCCAACGUCAAAAUUUUGAAAUAAAAUGUCAUGUACUAAG
Messenger RNA from Stylophora pistillata, 2310 nucleotides. Its product is annotated as cAMP-dependent protein kinase catalytic subunit PRKX. Gene Ontology annotation, molecular function: ATP binding; cAMP-dependent protein kinase activity. Lineage: Eukaryota; Metazoa; Cnidaria; Anthozoa; Scleractinia; Pocilloporidae. The record is from RefSeq and is a predicted model, not a curated record. Gene Ontology annotation, biological process: protein phosphorylation. Gene Ontology annotation, cellular component: cAMP-dependent protein kinase complex; cytosol.